This is a messenger RNA of Ilex paraguariensis (yerba mate), 4501 nucleotides long. The record is from the annotation of a GenBank genome assembly. Lineage: Eukaryota; Viridiplantae; Streptophyta; Magnoliopsida; Aquifoliales; Aquifoliaceae.
AAUCAACUAGGAGACUUUUCUCUCUCUCUCUCUCUCUCUCUCUCUCAAAGAAGGCUUUUCUUUGGUUUCGAUUUGUGUUUUCGGUUUUCACCUGUUGUCGCCAUCCAUUACGACUACUUCCCAAUUUCUUGCAAUUUUCGCCGGCCCUUACCUGUUCUCUUUCUCUCUCUACAAAUGACUUUAGCCUUUGAAUUUUCCGUGUUUCUAUCUCUCCCCUCAGGUAUAUACAGAUUUUCCAAUCAUCUCAGCGCUGGAGAAACGCAACCCAGAAGGAGAAUCAGCUCAAUCUCUCUCUCUUUAGAAUCUCUUCUUGUUGUACACGCCAGUAAGUUCUGACAAAGCUUUAGCUCUUCACAUUCAUACUUGUUGGUAGCUGGGUUUUUUCCUACAAAACUGUAAUAGAAGAACAAAAAAAUCAAAGAUUACACAGAUUUUCCUUGUUUUUAAGGGUUCUGGGCUUGUUUGUUUCUUAGUUUUUGUUGCUUCUGUUGUGAGUUUUGGUGAAUUUGGGUAAGAUCAAUAUCUGGGUAUCACAUGAAUUUGGUGAAUAUUGAUUCUAUGCUGCUCAAGAGGUCUCUGAUCUUCAGAUCAUGGCCUCACAGCGGCCUCUUCUGAUCCCUUCACCACGAAUUCAAGGCACAGAAGAUCUUCCUUAUACACCUGUUUUCACUGAUCUGUUAAAACCCAUUUCUAUCAACCCGAAACCCUCUUCCGGGAUGGAUUCAAGUAUUCAAAUAGAGAAUUCUUCCGUCCCCGAUUCAUCGUCCCGGCGAAGUGUUUCCUCCAUUCAGUCAAAGGCCUCGGGUGGGAGUUCUGUUAGAGAAGUGAGUUUUGCUGAGUUGGGAUCAAAGCCGGUGAGGUAUGGAUCGAGGGGUGCGGAUUCUGAAGGGUUUAGCAUGUCCCAGAAAGAAAUUACUGAUGUGGAUGCUAGGUUGGUUUAUAUAAAUGAUCCCGAGAAGACAAAUGAGAGGUUUGAAUUUGCCAAGAAUUCCAUUAAGACUGCGAAAUAUACUAUCCUUACAUUCCUGCCUCGGAAUCUUUUUGAACAGUUUCAUAGAGUUGCAUACAUAUAUUUCCUUGUGAUUGCGGUCCUCAACCAGCUUCCACAGCUUGCUGUUUUUGGCCGGGGAGCUUCGAUCUUGCCAUUAGCAUUUGUAUUGUUAGUUACAGCAGUUAAGGAUGUCUAUGAGGACUGGAGGCGGCAUAAUUCAGACAGGAUUGAGAACAAUCGACUGGCAUCAGUUAUCGUAAAUGGUCAGUUUCAACAGAAAAAAUGGAAAGAUAUUCAAGUGGGUGAGAUCAUUAAAGUUUCUGCCAAUGAUACUCUUCCUUGUGAUAUGGUGCUGCUUUCAACGAGCGACCCCACUGGAGUUGCUUAUGUGCAGACCAUUAAUUUGGAUGGGGAAUCCAAUUUGAAGACACGGUAUGCAAAGCAGGAGACCAUUUCGAAACUUCCAGAGGAGGGGAAAAUUAGUGGGUUGAUCAAAUGUGAGAAACCCAAUAGGAACAUAUAUGGGUUCCAUGCAUACAUGGAGAUUGAUGGGAAGAGGGUGUCGCUUGGACCUUCCAAUAUCAUUCUCCGUGGUUGUGAGCUCAAGAAUACUGCUUGGGCACUUGGGGUUGCUGUAUAUGCUGGCAGGGAGACCAAAGCCAUGCUCAACAACUCUGGAGCACCAUCCAAGAGGAGCCGUCUUGAGACCUACAUGAACCGGGAGAUCAUUCUCCUCUCUUUAUUUCUUGUUGGAUUGUGUAUGGUAGUCUCUGUUUGUGCUGCUAUUUGGUUGAGGCACAACCGGGAUGAGUUAGAUAUCAUCCCUUUUUACAGGAGAAAGGACUUCUCUGAAGACGAAGUGGGGAACUAUAAUUAUUACGGAUGGGGGUUGGAGAUAUUCUUCACUUUCCUUAUGUCAGUUAUUGUGUUCCAGAUUAUGAUUCCUAUUUCAUUGUAUAUAUCGAUGGAGCUUGUUCGUGUUGGUCAGGCUUACUUUAUGAUUAGAGAUACCCGAAUGUAUGAUGAAGCCUCCAAUUCAAGAUUCCAGUGCAGGGCGUUAAAUAUAAAUGAAGAUUUGGGGCAAAUAAAGUAUGUGUUCUCUGACAAAACUGGCACUUUGACUGAGAACAAGAUGGAAUUUCAAUGUGCAAGCAUUUGGGGUAUUGAUUACAGCGGCAGGGAUACCCGUAUUCAAGACGAACAAGUUGAAUACUCCAUUCAAGAUGGGAAGGUUUUGAGACCAAAGAUGAAGGUAAAGGUUGACCCGGAGCUUCUCCGACUAUCAAAAAGUGGAAAGGAUAGAAUUGAACGCAAACAUGUCCACGACUUUUUUCUUGCAUUGGCUACUUGCAACACAAUUGUGCCUCUUAUUACAGAGACAUCUGAUCCUCAUGUGAGAUUGUUAGAUUAUCAAGGGGAGUCUCCAGAUGAACAGGCAUUAGUGUACGCUGCUGCUGCUUAUGGUUUUAUGCUAAUAGAGCGAACAUCUGGCCACAUAGUUAUUGAUGUUGAAGGAGAAAGACAGAGGUUCAAUGUUUUGGGUAUGCAUGAAUUUGAUAGUGACCGGAAGAGAAUGUCAGUUAUAUUGGGGUGCCCUGACAAGACAGUAAAAAUCUUUGUAAAAGGUGCUGACUCGUCCAUGUUCAGUGUAAUAGAUAGAUCACUGAACUUGAACAUAGUGCAGGAAACUGAAGGCCAUAUUCACUCUUAUUCCUCUAUUGGCUUGAGAACCCUAGUUGUUGGAAUGCGGGAAUUGAGCGUCCCUGAAUUUGAGCAAUGGCAGUCUAAUUAUGAGACAGCAAGCAAUGCUUUGAUUGGAAGGGUGGCUUUACUUCGUAAGGUUGCUAACAGCAUAGAGAGCAACCUCAGCAUAUUGGGUGCCUCUGGGAUUGAAGAUAAACUGCAGCAUGGUGUACCAGAAGCAAUUGAGUCUUUAAGAACGGCGGGAAUUAAAGUGUGGGUUUUGACGGGUGACAAGCAACAAACUGCCAUUUCAAUUGGCUACUCAUCUAAGCUUUUAACAAGCAAGAUGACUCAGAUUAUCAUAAACAACAACUCUAAGGAGUCAUGUAGAAAGAGUCUAGAAGACGCCUUGAUUAUGUCUAAGAAGCUUACUGGCUCUGGUGCAACAAACAUUACUGAAGGAAGUGCUGGAGCUGUUAUUAGUCUGCUUGCUUUGAUCAUUGAUGGAACAAGUCUUGUUUAUAUUCUGGACAGUGAGCUUGAAGAACAGCUAUUCGAAUUGGCCAAUAAAUGUACAGUGGUACUGUGCUGUCGAGUGGCUCCAUUGCAAAAAGCUGGAAUUGUUGCUCUCAUAAAGAACAGGACGGACGAUAUGACCCUUGCCAUUGGGGAUGGUGCUAAUGAUGUUUCAAUGAUCCAAAUGGCUGAUGUGGGGAUUGGCAUCAGUGGCCAAGAGGGUCGGCAAGCUGUCAUGGCAUCAGAUUUUUCUAUGGGUCAGUUCAGAUUCUUGGUUCCUCUUUUAUUCGUCCAUGGACAUUGGAAUUACCAACGGAUGGGCUACAUGAUUCUAUACAAUUUUUAUAGGAAUGCAGUAUUCGUUCUUGUCUUAUUCUGGUAUGCGCUUUUUACAGCUUUCACCUUGACAACUGCUAUCACGGAAUGGAGCAGUAUGUUGUAUUCAAUAAUCUACACUUCGUUGCCCACAAUAGUUGUUGGUAUUCUUGACAAGGAUCUAAGUAGAAUGACUCUAAUGAAAUACCCUCAGCUUUAUGGGGCUGGACAAAGACAGGAAUGCUACAAUGGAAAAUUGUUUUGGGUAGCAAUGAUGGACACUUUGUGGCAGAGUGUAGCCAUCUUUUUUGUCCCCCUCCUUGCAUAUUGGGGAAGCAACAUUGAUGGUUCAAGCAUGGGAGAUCUUUGGACAAUUGCAGUGGUGGUGGUAGUUAAUAUACACUUAGCUAUGGAUGUGAUUCGGUGGACUUGGAUUACUCAUUCAGCCAUUUGGGGAUCUAUAAUAGCAACUUGCAUUUGUGUAAUUGCUAUUGAUUCUGUGCCUGAACUACCUGGCUACUGGGCCAUCUUUCAUCUUGUGAAGACCGGAUUGUUUUGGUUGUGCUUGCUUGGCAUUAUAGUUGGAGGAAUGAUUCCUCACUUUGUUGUAAAAAUUUUUGUUCAAUACUAUAGACCUUCUGAUGUUCAGAUUGCACGAGAAGCUGAGAAGUUUGGAAAUUUAGGGGAGCUUGGUGGUGGAGAAAUUGAAAUGAAUCCAAUCUUUGAUCCUCCCCGGAGAUGACUAGGUGAUUUUUGGUCCUUUAAUCUUUUUAUUUUUAUUUUUUAAAUUACAUAUUCUUUAGGCUGCUUUAGAGAAUCUCUUUCUCUUGCCGGAUUUUCAUUGCUUGCUAUCGAAGGAUAGUAAUUGUAUCAAUUAGGUUUGUAAUUUACACUGUUGUAUGCUCCAUAAAGGUAUUGAUUGUACAUUAGCAUUGUGAAAACACACAAUCCAAACAGUUGUGAAAUGCAAAUUUUCAAUGAAAAAGAUUUUAAUUU